Arachis ipaensis is the source of this 732-nucleotide messenger RNA. NCBI's taxonomy places the organism in Eukaryota, Viridiplantae, Streptophyta, Magnoliopsida, Fabales, Fabaceae. The record is from RefSeq and is a predicted model, not a curated record.
ACGAUCCGAUUGCUUUUUGUUUGAUUUUCUCUGAUUUAAACAAACAAAAUGAACCAAAUUCAGUUUUCAUUCCAUUCAUAUUUGAUGUGCACACAGAAAUAAAAAGCAUAGCUUGGAUCUACUAAGUCAUCAAAAACAGAUGAAAAGAUUCGGACAUCACCUUAAACUAUUGUUCAGUGAUAAGAAACCAUCAUAAUCUCAGACAAAACAACUCUGCAGAGGUUUCUGUCAGGGGACUAAGGUUGUUUCUCCAAACCAAGAUGAUUUUGCUAUGAUUUCAUCAAGGAUUAAACUCAGAGAUGGGAAGCACCUGGCUUAUCUUGAGAGAGGGGUUUCUAAGGAUGUGGCAAAGUACAAUAUCAUCAUUGUCCAUGGUUUUGGAAGCUCCAAAGAGAUGAACUUUCUCGCACCCCAAGUGAGAGAGUUAAGCAUAGAAUUCGCUCGAGUUGGCGGAGUGGAGAUUCCGAACAACAAGAGAAUUGAGUUCUCGCUGCAGUACAUCCAUGGAAUCGGAAGGAGCAGAGCUCGCAAGAUUCUCUGCAAUAUAAGCAUGGACAACAAGGUCACUAAGGAUCUCAGCGAAGAGGAUCUCAUCACUCUUAGAGAUGAAGUCUCCAAAUACGUCAUUGAAGGCGAUUUGAGGAGGUUUAAUGCGCUGAAUAUAAGGAGAUUGAAGGAGAUUCAAUGUUACAGAGGAUAGGUAGAUAGGUACGUUUGCUGAAGAAGGCAAAC